Messenger RNA from Talaromyces amestolkiae, 771 nucleotides. RefSeq lists its product as uncharacterized. NCBI's taxonomy places the organism in Eukaryota, Fungi, Ascomycota, Eurotiomycetes, Eurotiales, Trichocomaceae. The record is from RefSeq and is a predicted model, not a curated record. Gene Ontology annotation, cellular component: mitochondrion. The coding region runs from base 1 to 771 and encodes 256 amino acids. The transcript has a single exon.
AUGUUCAUUCCCAGUCGCCGUUUCGGCGGCCUCAUUAAUCCUUCGAAAACCCUUCUCAGUGCCUUCGCACCAUCUUCCACCUCCACACCAACAUCCCAAUGCGUGAGAUGUCUUCAUCAGAAACGAGCAACCCCCAUAAUCCCUCAACCGACGCCAUUCGUCCCUGAUGUACCGACAUUCUUAUCUCUGAUUGGCCGCGAAAUGCACAAACAUGCCAGCAAAUUCACCUCCUGGGACAGUCUGUUUUCUCUCUCCUCCGCAGAACUACGAGAACUCGGAAUCGAACCGGCCAGACAACGACGAUACCUACUCAGGCAGCGCGAGAAAUUCAAGCAUGGUAUGUACGGCCCUGGCGGGGAUUUGGAUGUUGUCGUUGAUGGCGCCGCUCAACUUCGUGUUGUUGAGGUUCCUGUCGAAUCCUCGAUAACGCAGGGUGGGGAAGUCAAUACGUCGUUGCCAGGUGCAUCCGCUACACUGUCGCCUGGAAUGCGAAAAGUGAUUGUGAAUAUUGCACCGGAUGCGGAGAAAUACGAGUACAAGCCCAGCGACGCGAUCAAGAAGUAUGCCCAUAUGAAGAUCACUCACGGAUCCAUGGUGAAAGGACCCUUCAUUCAAGCAUUGAAAGGGACCAAUGGCUCAGCGGUUUUGAUCAAAGCGACAGAAGGUAUGUGGGAGGAUAGACGCGGACAAAAGGUUGAUGGUGGUGAGCGGCGACGUGCUGAGGUUCGGGCAAAGAAGCGAAGUGCAGAGAGAAGGGCUGCCGGCGCUUGA